AUGGCGGCGACCACUUAUGAGCGGCUGAAGCUGCAUAUCACAACUGAAAAAUUUUACGUGGAAGCUUGUGAUGAUGGAGUGGAUGAUGUGCUUAUCAUCGACCGUGUGUCCACGGAGGUUACCCUCUCAGUCAAGAAAGAUAUUCCUCCUUCAGCUGUCACAAGAACAAUAUUUGGUAUCCUGGGUACAAUCCAUCUGGUGGCAGGAAAUUAUCUAAUUGUCAUUACCAAAAAGAUAAAAAUAGGUGAAUUUUUUAAUCAUGUAAUCUGGAAAGCAACAGAUUUUGAUAUUCUUUCUUAUAAGAAGACCAUGUUGCACUUAACUGAUAUUCAGUUACAAGAUAAUAAAACCUUCCUAGCAAUGAUAAACCAUGUCUUGAGUGUGGAUGGGUUUUACUUUUCAACCACAUAUGACUUGACCCAUACUUUGCAACGUCUGUCCAACACUAGUCCAGAAUUUCAAGAAAUGAGUCUCUUGGAAAGGGCAGAUCAGCGGUUUGUAUGGAAUGGUCAUCUUCUGAGAGAACUUUCUGCGCAGCCAGAGGUCCAUCGGUUUGCUCUCCCAGUAUUACACGGCUUCAUUACUAUGCACUCGUGUUCCAUUAAUGGAAAGUACUUCGAUUGGAUUCUCAUCUCGAGGAGGAGUUGCUUCAGAGCUGGCGUGCGCUAUUACGUGAGAGGGAUUGAUUCUGAAGGCCAUGCAGCUAACUUUGUAGAAACAGAACAAAUUGUGCACUACAAUGGAAGCAAAGCUUCGUUUGUCCAGACUCGAGGAUCAAUACCAGUUUUCUGGUCUCAAAGACCAAACCUCAAGUACAAACCACGGCCACAGAUCAACAAAGUAGCAAAUCAUAUGGAUGGUUUCCAAAGGCAUUUUGAUUCACAAUUAAUUAUUUAUGGAAAACAAGUCAUACUCAAUCUGGUUAACCAGAAGGGCUCAGAGAAGCCACUUGAACAGGCAUUUGCAACAAUGGUGUCCUCCUUGGGAAAUGGAAUGAUCAGAUACAUUGCCUUUGACUUCCAUAAGGAAUGUAAAAAUAUGAGAUGGGAUCGACUAAGUAUUUUAUUGGAUCGGGUAGCAGAAAUGCAGGAUGAAUUAAGUUAUUUUCUAGUGGACUCUACUGGCAAGGUGGUGACGAACCAGGAGGGCGUGUUCCGCAGCAACUGCAUGGACUGCCUGGAUAGAACCAACGUGAUCCAGAGUCUGUUAGCUCGGCGCUCGCUUCAGGCCCAGCUGCAGAGACUAGGUGUUUUGCAUGUGGGACAAAAGCUUGAAGAACAAGAUGAAUUUGAGAAGAUUUACAAAAAUGCCUGGGCUGACAACGCAAAUGCUUGUGCCAAACAGUAUGCAGGAACCGGUGCCUUGAAGACCGACUUUACCAGAACUGGGAAGAGAACUCAGCUGGGACUGGUAAAGGACGGCUGGAACUCACUGAUUCGGUAUUACAAGAACAACUUUUCUGAUGGAUUCAGACAAGACGCCAUAGACUUGUUUCUGGGGAACUACUCUGUGGACGAAUUAGAAUCUCACAGUCCUCUCAGUGUUCCACGGGAUUUGAAAUUUCUGGCUUUGCCUAUUAUCAUGGUUGUGGCCUUUUCAAUGUGCAUUAUCUGCCUCCUCAUGGCUGGUGACACGUGGACAGAAACACUGGCCUAUGUUCUCUUCUGGGGAGUCGCAAGCGUUGGAACCUUUUUUAUUAUUCUGUACAACGGCAAAGAUUUUGUCGACGCUCCCAGAUUGGUCCAGAAAGAAAAGAUAGACUGA
Molecule: messenger RNA, 1764 nt
Organism: Pipistrellus nathusii (Nathusius's pipistrelle)
Lineage: Eukaryota; Metazoa; Chordata; Mammalia; Chiroptera; Vespertilionidae
Source: the annotation of a GenBank genome assembly